AUGCUAUAUGGGGUCUUCAUAGCCUUUGAAAAGGACUUUGACAGCCUACACAGAGAGUCUUUGUGGAAAAUCCUACUACAUUAUGGGAUCCCACAGGAGAUCGUCAAUGUCAUCAAAAGCUUAUAUAAUGGCUGCAAGUGUAAGGUGAUUUGUGACAACCAGUUUGUAGAUAGCUACAAUGUGAAUGGUGAGGUGAAGCAAGACUGUAUUUUGUCUCCCUUCCUAUUCAUUCUGGUUGUGGACUGGCUUAUGAGAAUACUUCUAGAGCACAAUAACUGGACACAUAUUUCGGUGCUUGAAGAUCUAGAUUACAUAGAUGACGUUAGUCUCAUUCAAGUCAACAUGUUAGCAUCUAAGAGAAAACGUGGAAUUUAUUUACCUUUGCUACAGAAAUAUCAGGAACACAUCUGUUGA
This is a messenger RNA of Limulus polyphemus (Atlantic horseshoe crab), 414 nucleotides long. RefSeq lists its product as uncharacterized. The record is from RefSeq and is a predicted model, not a curated record. Bases 1 to 414 code for a protein of 137 amino acids. The transcript has a single exon. NCBI's taxonomy places the organism in Eukaryota, Metazoa, Arthropoda, Merostomata, Xiphosura, Limulidae.